Anthonomus grandis grandis is the source of this 631-nucleotide messenger RNA. RefSeq lists its product as uncharacterized. NCBI's taxonomy places the organism in Eukaryota, Metazoa, Arthropoda, Insecta, Coleoptera, Curculionidae. The transcript is spliced from 2 exons. The coding region runs from base 22 to 519 and encodes 165 amino acids. The record is from RefSeq and is a predicted model, not a curated record.
ACAAACUCUUCACAACGUGACAUGUCAAAAGAAAAAGCUACUAUAUCCAAUCAAACAGAUGGUAUCGAGAAAAACCUAAAUAUCGAGUCUCCUAUUCCAUCCACUUCGUAUCAACAAAACAACGAAAAUAUUUUUAUAUCUCCCAAAGAAUUUCAACCACCACUCCGUGCAGCCGCCAGAAAAAAUACAAGGAAAAGACGCAAAGCGGGAAGGAGUCUAAUUGCAACUGACACUCCUGAAAAGGACCUCUUGGAAAUGGAGCAACAAGGUAAAAGACGAAUAGUUCCGAAGAAGACAAAGAGAGUCCUAAUGGAAAGUUCAUCGUCAAGCUCAGACACAUCGUUGGUUUUAGACAGUGAUAAUGAGACAUCAGAAGAUGAAGCGUUGCCAGAUAUGGCAGAUAUAGAUCUAGCGGACAUAAAAACUAUUUUACCAAAGCCUCAUAUUAAUGGAAGUACCUCAAGGCAAAAUUCCUAUUUUAAAUUUAAUGUUAAUUUAGGUUUAUUAGAUGUUCGUUAAAAUUCCUAUUUUUUUGUAAAAGUUAUGUUUUUUUUGUUUUGUUUUUUGUUCUUAGUUUUUUAAAAGAAGUUCUUAUUUUUGUUAACUUAUUUUUAGAAUUUAAAACUUUAAA